Messenger RNA from Ceratitis capitata (Mediterranean fruit fly), 1328 nucleotides. RefSeq lists its product as uncharacterized. The transcript has 2 exons. Gene Ontology annotation, cellular component: perinuclear region of cytoplasm; nucleus; cytosol. The coding region runs from base 116 to 1261 and encodes 381 amino acids. Gene Ontology annotation, molecular function: GTPase activator activity; small GTPase binding. NCBI's taxonomy places the organism in Eukaryota, Metazoa, Arthropoda, Insecta, Diptera, Tephritidae. Gene Ontology annotation, biological process: nucleocytoplasmic transport; activation of GTPase activity. The record is from RefSeq and is a predicted model, not a curated record.
CAUUUCAUAUUUUUUAUCAUUGAAAUAAGAAUACUAUCGAAGACAGUUUCUUUUAUAAAUUUCAAGAAGUUUAUAUAUAGACGUGUAUGUGUGAGAGUUUCGGUAUCGCGUUACUAUGUGUGAAAAGUAUAGACCAUGUGAACAAUCCUGGGUCGGAAGAUCGGGAAGACCCUUAACGCCGUUGCUUUUGGAUUGCUGGCAACGGGAAUAUGACAAGCGGCCCUACCGGAUGUUCCGUUUCAAUAUUGUUGAUUUUGAAGAACGUAUGCAGAGAAAGUUCCAUGCGGUAUAUGAUUUCCUGAUUAUUGUUAGCUUUUUAAAGAAAAGACCUCUCUGCACGGCACGACUUACAGGAAUUCAUUUGUUACCGUAUGAACAUGAAGUAAUACAUAGCUUUGUUGAAAGCCUUGCGAAGAUUCGUCGUAUUGAGUUACGACUAAUGCAUUUACCUACCAUAUUUUUUGAGCAGCUUGGGAAUAAAUUCGCUUUAAUGAAUGUAAAAGAACUAAUUCUGGAAGGUACAAUACUGACAUCGCCAGACAUCAAAGCCCUACAUACCUUAAUUGCAGAAUCGCAAACACUUCGACAUCUGAAUGUGGCGAAUUGUAGCGUCACUCAAUAUGACUUCCCCUUACUAGCCGAUGGUGUACAUAAAUCGAGUUCUAUGCGCAGCUUCGUUUGCAAUCGACUCAUCGGUAAACGCUUAAGUUUAGACACCACAAAAAUUGCUCAUAUAGUGUCCUCACUUAUCUGGCAAAAUAAAUUGGAGGAACUGGAAAUGCAGAAGUGUGAACUGCAAGCUCAGGAUAUGGAGAUAAUAAGCGAAUACUUGAAAGCCACCGGAAGCAAAAUGAGAAAACUGAAUUUCGCAUACAAUAGCAUCGGAUCUGAUGGCGCUGAAUACCUCUUUCGUGCGAUAAUCCUCAGCAAUAGUUUGACGCAUAUAAAUAUUGGCGGUAAUAAGUUGGGCAAACAUGGCGGCCGAACAGUGGCUAUGUCUUUGAGCUCAUGUUAUUUUCUGAUUUAUAUCAAUAUUACUUGGAAUGAUAUUUGCAGUGACGUAAUGAACUUGAUUUUGACUACGUUAAAAAAGUCCGUUAAAUUCCACAGGAUUGAAAUUUAUGGUAAUAAAUUCGAUGAAAAAUCAGCUAAUAUUUUACGGCGUCUACUCGAUGCUGGUGUUGUACUACAAGAGGAAAUUGACGUGACUUCAGUUUACGAUGAGAUUGUAACCGAUUAUCGUGUCACACGAUAUGAUUAAAAUUCAAAAAGUCAAUAAACAUUUGGAUUAUAGAAAGUACAAAUAAAUUGAACGAAUUCAUUUGAAA